Molecule: messenger RNA, 2244 nt
Organism: Dromaius novaehollandiae (emu)
Lineage: Eukaryota; Metazoa; Chordata; Aves; Casuariiformes; Dromaiidae
Exons: 5
Coding region: 1087-1938 (283 amino acids)
Molecular function (GO): peroxiredoxin activity
Source: RefSeq, a predicted model, not a curated record
GUUAUUUGUUAAUGUUCAUUCCAUGUCUUUGGAAUUGCUCGUGCCUGCAGGGAGCACCGCCAAGCAGGUGAGCCGGGAAAUGGGGCAUGGGAAGACAGGAAGAGAAACGCCUGCUUUCUCUCACGUGCUUUUACAUCAGUGUAAACCACCAAAACCAGCAAGUGCUGUAGUUUGAACUCCCUGAUGUCCUCCCUCUACACAUCAGACAGAGCAGCCUAAGGAUUAAAAUGGAGCAAGAGCAAGUCCUUUGUCACACUGCACACCAGUGAGGGCUGCAGGGCUCUGUGUGUCUGCAACAAGAUGGAGGAAUGCAAAAUGCAGUUCAUUUUUGAGUGAGAGAAAAUAAAUAUACCUUGAGCUUCCCAGCCCCUCUCUUCAUCUAAGGAACAAACAAGAGAGCUGCUGUGGAAAGCAUCUGCAUCUUCUGCACCAUAGGACAGUAGGUUUUAACAUGAUAUUUGCAUUGAGGAGCCUGGAGGAAGUUAGAACAGGGGAAACCCCUGAAAAUAUGGUCUUUGUUACACAGAAGAUGCUCUUCAGGCUGAGCUUCUUAAGAAAGGGUUCAGUGUGCCCACAAGAAUCCUUUGAAAUAUUUGCCAGCUGGGAGUCAAGACUGGUGGAGAACUUUGUACUUGCAAAACUGAGGGCAAAACUGUUUUGUCUGUUGCUUUCAGUGAAAAGUGCUGUAUUACAAUCUGAAAAAUCAGGCUGGAAUGACAGAAAAUCACAGCUGAAAGAACUGAAUUGUCCAACGGUGCAUCAAUGCAGACAAUUGGAGAACUCCAUCUACAUUUAGGGGAAGCACAGAAAUCUGUGAUGAUUGACAUUCAUCCCACACUACCAUAUGCCAAUGUACCUGUAGAGCUUCCCUGUGCAUGGAUGUUUUCCACUCUGAACUUUCAAAGCAUAUCUCUCUGUAUCAGGACAGUGGAGGUCUCCUAACAUUCAACGUGCUACCUCAGGACUCUGAAUACAUCUCCCUGUAUUGCCUCAGCAAGGGCCUAUCCCUUCCCUUGGGAGGUGCUUUUACACUGUGGUUCUCAGCUUUGGCCUCCGCCUGAUCUACACUGGAGCUUUCUUGCAGCCAUGGCAGUGCCUGGCCAUGUACUGGACCCUCUGACUGACUUUUUAGUUUGCCCUUGGACUGUGAAUUUGCUAUGUCACUGUGAAUUUGUCUGGCAGUCUGGUCUGUCGGCUGACCCUGGCCACCAUCACUGGACCUGCUGUGUUAACCUGGCUCAGCAUCUGCCUCACCUAGCGUCAGGGGGACUCCAGAGAAGGCCCCAUGUGGCAGCCCUGAGCCAUGCGUACAGCACCAAGGAAGAGAGCUCUGCAAGACCGAUUGGGCGGUACCCAAUACCCAAUAAGAAGGAUAUGCCAUAUGAUAUUGUGGAGCUCAUGGAGGAAGUAGAAAUGAAGACUGGAUUUUUGCCUAAUGUGUUCAAAGCCAUGUCUCAUCGACCUGCUGAAUUCAGAGCUUUCUUUGCUUAUUACAAUGCCAUUAUGAACAAAGACACAGGGCAGCUCAGCAAGGCAGACAAAGAGCUCAUAAUCGUGGCCACAAGUGUUGUGAAUAGAUGUCCCUACUGCGUGGUUGCACAUGGAGCACUUCAUCGGAUAUAUUCCAAGCAGCCAGCACUGGCUGACCAGGUCAUUGUGAACUGGAAACUGGCUGACCUGAAUGAUCGGGAACUGGCAAUGCUGGAGUUUGCCCUUGCAGUCUGCCGAGCUGAUAACAUUACUGAAGAGCAUUUCCAGAAGCUGGAGGCACAUGGUUUUGACCGUGAAGAUGCGUGGGACAUAGGCAUGAUUUCUGCUUUUUUUGCUAUGUCUAAUCGCAUAGCUCAUUAUAUUGAUCUACGCCCAAACAAGGAAUUCUACACCAUGGGCAGGACACCCCGGGAAGAGAAGGAGACAGAGAAAGCUGAGCAUGCCUAACCUUGUGCUCCAGUGCCUACAAAUCUGCAAGAGAUUGAUCAAGAUCUCAUUUCUUAAACUCAUGAGGCUAAUUUCUGAAUGUGUUAAAAGCUUAAAAAGUUAAUAUGAGAUUGUAACCAUGAGGGAUGAGCCUCACUUUUUUUCAGUGUGCAGAUGUCUAGGGAGGUUUUUCAACCCCGUGGUGAUUCUGGGGCUUUUUGUGCUUGUAAAGCAGCUGCAAGAUUGUAACUUUGGACUCAACAGUCUUUUAACUGAAUAACAAACUGACCGGGUAACAGUGUGGUUUAUAAACAAGGUGUUUCACUA